Molecule: messenger RNA, 3275 nt
Organism: Phialemonium atrogriseum
Lineage: Eukaryota; Fungi; Ascomycota; Sordariomycetes; Cephalothecales; Cephalothecaceae
Product: fungal-specific transcription factor domain-containing protein
Exons: 2
Coding region: 319-3000 (893 amino acids)
Biological process (GO): DNA-templated transcription; regulation of transcription by RNA polymerase II
Cellular component (GO): chromatin
Molecular function (GO): zinc ion binding; DNA-binding transcription factor activity, RNA polymerase II-specific; RNA polymerase II cis-regulatory region sequence-specific DNA binding
Source: RefSeq, a predicted model, not a curated record
CCUAUCUGGACAAGCUAAGCUUUAUUGAAACCCCCACGCCAAGCAUUGUGGAGAUUUCGGCGUGGGGGCUUAGCUGCCAACGGGCGGCUCCAUCGUCUCACCCACAUCCCAGUUGACGACCCCACACAUCUCGCUUUCCCGCAGCCCUUCUCGACACUGGAUUGCGCAUAGUGCCGCUGCUGUGUUGCUGUCGGAGACAUCGCGCAUCUCAUCUCUCUUCUUGGCGCCCAUGGCCUGAGCGCUUGAGCUGUGGCUCCUUGAUUACGCCCCGCCCUCUAUCGCGCUCAUUCCUGCUAGGGAGGAUGAGCGCGUUCUUCUAUGGCCACCCAACAGUCACCGAACGGCGGCAGCAGUAGCGGCGGCGCAUACAAACGUGCGAGUCGCAAGGGCGCGCCACGAAAGUUUAGCUGCGAGUAUCCCGGCUGCGACAAGAUCUAUUCGCGAGCUGAGCAUCUCCAACGACACCAGCUGAAUCACACUCCCAAGGAAAUAUUCAAAUGCGAUGUGCCUGGUUGUGAACUGAAGUUUGUGCGCGCUGACCUUCUCGCGCGCCACAAGAAACGUCACUCUUCCUCAUACAUGCCGAGGAACCGACUUCCCAGCUUCGGCUCUUCCAAGGACGGUUGCGACCCUGGACUGCGGAGCGCGGCGCCCGUCUCCUCCCCCGAUGGGGUUGAGCCGCGGGUGCCCCUGCCUGUUCCUCGUGAUGCUGCUAUCCUUCUGACACCAGACUCCACCACCAAUCCCGUGGCCUCUCUCCCAGGCUCAGGCCCCUCGAGGAUUCCUCUGCCAUCGGGCUGGCCGGCUGCCCUCCCUGACCUGGCAGCCGUCAACAUGAUUGCGCCGGCAAAGGCCAGUUACUAUCACCGCGAGCCACACACAUUAUCGGGCCCGCCCCCCGUCAUCGCGUUUGGUGGCAGUCCUUACCCAACUAACCAAUCCAACUUCGCCACCUGGCUGUUCGACCCCCAGGGUCUCUACAGGGACUUCAGUGCAACUCACAUGCCCUUCCUCGAGGGCGGCCUCGAGUCGACGCUCAACAGCAACAUCCACUAUGACUACGAGUCGCUGACCAGUGGCCGGUCUCAGCUGGAGACGCCGCCCCGGCUGGCCGAGAGCGACGAGCUCAUUAGCGAAUUCCGCCGCAAGGAGAUCAUCCGGUGGUUCCAGACCUUCCGCCGGAGGCAGCCGAAGUGGGAGCCCCUCAUCGCCAACCUGACCCACGAGAGCGGCGACGACCUGCCGGCCCUGCACCUGGAAAUGAUGCACGAUUGCCUGCACGAGUUCUGGGAGUCUGUGUCACCGCGCCUGCCAAUUGUCCACCAGCCCACCUUCCCGUGCAAUCGGUGCUCCGUCUUCCUGCUCAUGAUCAUGCUCGCCCUCGGCGCCGCCUCACUCCGAGGCCGAGACUCGACCCGCAACCUCUCCGACUACGGCAACUUUGCCGAUUUCAUCAUCGACUGCGUCCGGUGGGAGAUACUGGUCCAGGAGGAGGCCUCCCCGCCCGUCAGCCUCUGGGUUGCCCAGUCCCUGCUCCUCCUCGAGUUCUACGAGAAGAUGUACUCGUCUCGACGACUGCACGAGCGGGCACACAUCUACCACACGCCGACGCUCACGCUCCUUCGCCGGGGCAGCCCGCUCAUCGGCCGGUCCGGGAGCGAGUCGCCGCCCGAGGAGCACGCCUCGACCGACAGCCUCAACGCCGUCGGGGUCGAUUCGCGGACGGCCUGGACCCGCUGGGCGGACACGGAGGCGAUGCACCGCGUCGUGUUUGCCGCCUUCAUGAUGGAUAUCCUGCACGCCGCCAUGUUCGGGCACGCCGCCGACAUGGCCCCCCACGAGAUCCGCCUCCCUCUGCCCUGCGACGACAACCUCUGGACCGCGCAGACGCCCGAGGCCGCCAGGCAGCUCGAGUCGAACCUGCGCAUGUACGGCAUCAGAUCCGUGUCCUUCCUCGACGGGCUUAAGAAAGCGCUGCACGGGAAGGAGGUAUCGACGCUUUCCUUUGGCCGCAUGAUCAUCAUGUCGGGACUCCUCAGCGUGGGCUGGCACCUCAGCCACCGGGAGACACACCUUAGGUGGCUCAACCUGACGACGCCGUCGACAGAAACCCGGGACAACUGGAAACAGCUCCUCCUCCGGGCCUUUGACAACUGGAAGGAGAGCUUCGACGCCGCCCAGGGCAGCACAGGUAGCCCCAGCCACGGCGCGGCGGCAGGCACCGCCGACGACGGGCGAGCGGCCUCGUCGUCGCCGUCGUUCAACGGGCCGAUCCAGAGCGCCGCGGUGUUAUACCACCUCGCGCACAUCAGCCUACACGUCGACAUCGUCGACUGCCAGGUCUACGCGGGCGCCAAGCGGCUCCUCGGGCGGCGCGUCUCGACGCGGGACCUCGCCAACGUCGCGUCGCGCAUGGAGGCGUGGGCUCGCCUGCCCUCGACCCGCCACGCCGUCCUGCAUGCCUUCAAGCUCCUCCACCGCGUGCUCGUCGACCCGCGCCGGAACCAGCUGCUUGUCCAACACCAGCAGCACCUGCAUCAGCACCAGCACCAACACCAGUACCACCACCCCCACCAACAUCAACACCAUCACGGCCACCACCUGCAUCACCAGCACCAGCACCAGCAGCAACACCACCCGUGGCCCACCGAGCCAGACCCCCACCGCCCCUGGAUCGUCUACUACGCAGCCCUCUGCAUCUGGUCCUUCGUCAUGGCCCUCCGGAAGUCCCCCCCUCCCCACGUCACCGGUGCCCGCGGUGCAGCAGCCCACCACCCGUCCACCGCCGCCGCCGGAGGAGGAGGUGUCGCGGCGUACCUGUCGGCGGUGGCCGGGCUGUCGGAGCUGGGCGAGCCCGUCGCGGCCACGCUGGCGGACGGCCUGGCGGAGCUGCUGGACGCGCUGCGCGGGGUGCUCGCGGGCGCGCACUGGGAGCUGCUGCAGGAGGCGAGGGAGCGGUUGGGGGUGUGUAGGGAUAUGCUUGUGGGAGGGGAGGGUUGAUGGGGGGGAACAGGAAAUGGGUGGUUUUGCCGAAGACUAUGAUGUUAGCAACGCCAGCCUAAAUGUCGGGCUUGACUGGAUGAUUAGAGUCCAUGCCAGUCCGUUUAGCUAAGCUUCAAGGCACCUACAUCGAUUUGACAUUAAAGGUGUUGGGGUGGCGUUCUGGAGGACUUGGAGAUCUUUAGUCAUGAAGGUUCCCAAUAUUUAAGCAUAUUCACCUCUCUGCUUGGGGCAUUAGGGGCUACGUAAACUAGCGACAGAACGGUACCGCGCUC